AGAAGGCACCCGUUCGCGGCAACUUGGCAACGGUCAAGAGAUCUUUUCGAUACUCCUCGCUUACCAAGCUCGUCAUAAAAUCCACCAAGAGGAUAGAAUUCAAUCAAAUCAAUCAGCAACAACAACAAAAACAACAAAACAACCGAGUAAACGUAAUAGUCAACAUGCCCUCCAAGCUCUACGACUUUGUCUUUGACAAUGCCCAUCAGAAGGAUGCCGGGGAGGCAGAGAAGUCUCUCCGCCAAAAGUAUCCUCUCUUGCUAGGCGAAAACGAAAAAAUCUUGCUGGCAUUCAAGGAUCGAGGUGGGAUGGGCCGAGACUCCAAUUUCUUUACCACUCACCGUAUCCUCCAAAAAGAUGGCAAGGGCAUUGGCAGCAAACGCAAAAACUACAGGAGCAUUCCUUGGUGGUCCAUUGAAGCAUUCACCACAGAAACCGCAGGAAAAUUUGAUGGCGAUGUCUCGGUGCGCAUCUACAGCAAAGGCAUUGAAUUUGCCGAAAUUGACUUGGCGGCAGAUAAGGUCGAUAUCUAUGAAAUCCAGCAGUUCUUGAAUCAGAAACUCUUGUCUGUCAGACGAGAAGGAACCCAAGAUGUAGUUGACACGACACCUCCCAAUAUGGACCAGAAACAGUCCACCGCCGGAAGUAUCAUGGAUUGGUUUGGCGAUAAUGCCAUGCAGGUGGAUGCGAAGACUGUGGAGCAUACGUUCAAGACAGAAAUGCCUGUUUUGUUAGGUCACGAGACAGUCCAAACUGCCUUCAAAUCAGGACGAGACUUUACGGUCUUGACCGAUAUGCGUGUCUUGAGAGUGGAUGUUCAGGGUAUCUACGGCAAAAAGAUUGGAUUUUUCUCUGUGCGAUGGGAAUCCAUCAAGGCAUACUCGGUGCAAAGUGCGGGAGCAUUUUUGGACCGGGAUAUGGAGUUAUGCCUCUACACCAAUUUGAAAGGUGUAGGACGCAUUGAGCAAGAUCUUCGUCAUGGCAAAGCAGACCUCUUUGUCUUGCAAAAGAUUCUCUGCAAUCACAUUCUAGGAGAAGACACGGCUCCCAUGGAAGGACUCAACACCCACGAAGGAGAAGUCGAUGAGAAGGGUUUCUGGUGGUUCCGUGACAACCAGAGGCCUCUGGAUACAGUUGAAAUGAACAAGGUCUAUCAUUCAUCUCCGUCUAUUUUGCGAGGCAAUGAAACCAUUGAAAUGGCAUUCAAGGGGCAUCGUGACAUCACAUUAUUCACCAAUCUUCGUGUAAUUAUGAUCGAUCCAAAAGGCUUGGUGGGCAAGAAGAUUGAAUAUACCUCUUUUCCUUGGACUUCCAUCACUGCUCAUGGAGUUCGUACCGCGGGCAAAUGGCUUGAUUAUGAUAGUGAAGUUAUGUUCUGGACAGAGAUGGACUUCUAUCCUGGAAAGGCUGGGGGUGGAGAAGAUGACCCCCCGGAGCCACCACGUCCAGAACAGUCCUUUUUCGAAAUCGACUUCAACAAAAACAAGGUUGAUAUGAACGCUCUCAACUACUAUCUGUCUCAUCGACUUGUCACAUCCAGGAUGCAAAUGGAGCAAGGAGCUCCCAUUCCCAUGGAUGGCAUGACACAGCAUUUUGACAAGCCAGGAUUCGGCUUUGAAGGUUUGCUGCAAGUUGUGGGAGGGGACCAGAGAGAGAUUGAUCCCAAAGCCAUUGACCAUGAGCUCCAUACAUCCACAAGGGUGCUGCUAGAUGAUGAACACGUCCUGAUGGCUUUCAAGGCUGGUCGGGACACCUCAGUUUUCACCAAUCAUCGUGUUCUCCUCAUUGAUGUGCAAGGACUCACUGGCAAGAAGGUUGAGUAUAGAAGCAUCCCGUUCAAGAGCAUUCGUGCUUGGUCGUGUGAGACGGCUGGCGUAUGGGACAGUGAUACAGAGCUAAACCUGUACACACGCAACCGCUGGGACUUGGCAAAGAUUGACAUGGACUUCAGGACAGGCAAAGCCGACAUAGCCCAAAUCAACAGGUUCUUGUCUGCUCUCAUAAUUGGGUUGCCCACUGAUUCCAAGGUUGACUUUGGAGCCCAUAAUGUCUCAAGUGGUGAGCGAGAAGCCAACCCCAUCCAGGGGUCGAGCAUGGGUCUUCUUAAUAACAGCUGGGAGAUUGAUGCUGCAGAGAUUGACAAAAAGCUCCGCAGUGAUCCCUUGCUCCUUCUUGAUGAAGAAAAGGUGCUCCGAGCAUUCCAGAGUGGUCGAGAUGUUGAUGCCUACACAAACAGGAGGCUGAUUCAGAUUGACACUAAGGGAUUGUCUGGCAAGAGGGUCAAAUACAAGUCAAUUCCUUUCCACCAAGUUUAUGGCUAUGAGUUCGAAACUGCUGGAAAUCUUGAUCGUGAUGCUGAGAUCUAUCUGUGGACUGAGCUAUCCAAAGUGAAACAGGAGAGGUUCCCUCGGCGUGUAGAGUGUCUUAAAACCAAGCAAAGCUUGCUUGUUUCCAAGAUUGACAUCUAUGAAAUUGGGAAGUUCUUCAAUGAUCAUGUUUUGUUUGCCAAGGAGAAGUACACAGAGGAACCAGAGGUGGUGUUGUACGGUUAGUUGGUCAAUGGCACUCAAGGAAGCCAGAAGCAAGAGUGGCAGUGAAUCCUUUCUGAAAUAUUUUUAAAAUAGGAUGGAUUAGAUGCGCC
Seminavis robusta is the source of this 2641-nucleotide messenger RNA. NCBI's taxonomy places the organism in Eukaryota, Bacillariophyta, Bacillariophyceae, Naviculales, Naviculaceae. The record is from the annotation of a GenBank genome assembly.